Scleropages formosus (Asian bonytongue) is the source of this 4960-nucleotide messenger RNA. Its product is annotated as histone-lysine N-methyltransferase EZH1-like. Gene Ontology annotation, biological process: heterochromatin formation. Lineage: Eukaryota; Metazoa; Chordata; Actinopteri; Osteoglossiformes; Osteoglossidae. The transcript is spliced from 20 exons. The coding region runs from base 735 to 3023 and encodes 762 amino acids. The record is from RefSeq and is a predicted model, not a curated record. Gene Ontology annotation, molecular function: chromatin binding; histone H3K27 methyltransferase activity; protein binding. Gene Ontology annotation, cellular component: ESC/E(Z) complex; nucleus.
UGUAACGCGUGACGUCGCCGUGUUUACAGCGAGUGCGUGUGUGUAUCAUGUCCGCGGCUCGCGUUGCUCCUCGGAGGAGCGCUGUCUACGUGGUUGUGUGUUUUCCGCGUCCGGUCGCGUCGUUCCUGCACGCCGCAGUGUGAAUUCCGCGUGGAAAGGGACGUGUAAAGUACACUGCGCACUUCUCCCAGGGCGGACACGCCCACUCUCCGCUGCGACACGCGCGUCUCUCGAGCCACGGCGUGGCGCUUCGUGCUCCCCGCGGGGCUGUGGGAGCGCUGAGCGCGGCGGUACACUGACCGAUUCAGUGCGUCCGUCUGUGCUCGUGUUCCGUGGCCUUCCUCGUGAGCGCAGCGCCAUACACUGCGUGUCAGAGCAGGAUGUGCUUCUGGGUCUUUUAAAGACCCUUUUUAACGUGCGGGCCGCAGUGCUGCUCCUCGCCAGCAGGGGGCGCUGCGCGGAGAGCGCAGUCGCUUGUUCGAGUCGUGUGUCAUGUGUCAUGUGUCGUCUCUGUGACAGCGCGUCUGAUCUGUGUGUCCUGCGCUGCGGUCCGCGCUCUCGUCUCCGUUCCCACAGUGUGAAAGAGUGACGUGAAGCAGCAUGUACAGCGCAGUAGUGGCCAGUGGAUGUGUAGCCAGAAGGUUGCAGGUUCCAGCCCCGUUCCAGUGAAAACGCCGGCAGCUUGAGAGCUGGUGGACGGGGAUGAUGGAUGGGCUGCCCUGCGCUGCAGGAACAUGGAGGAGAGCCCCAGCGUUCAGCCCGGCAAGCCCGCCCCCAGCCUGGCGGAGUGGAAGAAGAGGGUCAAGUCCGAGUAUAUGCGGCUGCGACAGCUGAAACGCUUCCGGAAGGCAGAGGAGGUCAAGCUGCUCUUCAUGUCCAACCGCAGGAAGAUCAAGGGAAGGACGGACCUGCUGAACGAGGAGUGGUCCAAGCUGCGGGUGCAGUCCAUUCCGCUGGCCUCCUCCAUCGGCUCUCUGCCCAGCAAGAAGCAGUGCGUGGUGGAGUUCGGCUUCCCCGCCUUCCAGAGCCAGACGACCGCGAUGAGGACCCUGAGCACGGUGGCAGGAAUCCCCUUCAUGUACUCCUGGUCCCCACUGCAGCAGAACUUCAUGGUGGAGGACGAGACGUUCCUGCACAACAUCCCCUACAUGGGUGACGAAGUGCUGGAGCAGGAUGAGGCCUUCCUGGAGGAGCUCAUUGACAACUACGACGGCGUUCACGGAGACCAAGAGGGCGGCUUCAUCAACGACGAGAUCUUCAAGGAGCUGGUCGAGUCCCUCAGCCAGCACUCGGAUCACGAGGAGGAGGAAGCGGGACGGGGGGACGAGGAGGGCUGCAUGGAGAGGGAGGAGGAGGAGAAGGAAGAGGAAGGAGUCAGGAAGACAGAGGGCAAAGUGACGGUGGAGACCCAGCUAGAUCCAUCACUUGGUGACAGGAAGAAGACGAUGGAGGCAACAGAUUGCUGUGCCAACAAGAAGGUCCCCGACGAUAAGAUCUUCACAGCAAUCGCUUCCAUGUUUCCCUACAAGGGCACCACCGAGGAGCUCAAGGAGAAAUACAAGGACCUCCUGGAGCCCCCCAGUCCAGUCAAGCUGCCCCCACUGUGCACCCCCAACAUGGACGGGCCCUUCGCCAAGUCCGUGCAGCGGGAGCAGUCGCUUCACUCCUUCCACACCCUCUUCUGCAGACGCUGCUUCAAAUACGACUGCUUCCUCCACCCCUUCCAUGCCACUCCCAACAUGUACAAAAGGAAGAGCAAGGAGAUCUGCAUGGAGACGGAGCCGUGCGGCCUGGACUGCUUCCUGCUGCAGAAAGGGGCCAAGGAGUUUGCGGACCAGAACAUGCUGAGGUCCCCGCGGUCCCGGCGCCGACGCAGGCAGCCCCGCUCCUCCAGCUCCAGCUGUCCCGGCCCUUCCGCUCCCCCCGGGGAGGGCAAGGAGGGUGAAAGCGACCAGGACACCAACAGCUCAUCGGAGGGGAACUCGCGCUGCCAGACGCCCACCAAGAUGCGGCCCGUGUCGGAUGCGGGGGAGGAGCCCGAGGGGGAGGCGGAGACGACGGCGCUGCCGCCGCCGCCGCCGCCUCCUCAGUGGAGCGGGGCGGAGGAGUCGCUCUUCCGGGUGCUCCACGGCACCUACUACAACAACUUCUGCUCCAUCGCCCGCCUCAUCGGCACCAAGACGUGCAGACAGGUGUACGACUUUGCGGUGAAGGAGGCCCUCAUCCACCGGGUGCCUGUGGAGGACGGAGGCAUCUCCCCCCAGAAGAAGAAGAGAAAGCACAGGCUGUGGGCGAAGAUUCAGCUCAGGAAAGACAAUUCGUCCAACCAGGUGUACAACUACCAGCCGUGCGACCACCCCGAACACCCCUGCGACAGCUCGUGCCCCUGCGUGAUGACCCAGAAUUUCUGCGAGAAGUUCUGUCAGUGCGACAGUGCGUGUCAGAACCGCUUCCCGGGCUGCCGCUGCAAGACCCAGUGCAACACCAAGCAGUGCCCCUGCUACCUGGCGGUGCGCGAGUGCGACCCGGACCUGUGCGUGACCUGCGGCGCUGCCGAGCACUGGGACAGCAAGACGGUCUCCUGCAAGAACUGCAGCAUCCAGCGGGGCCUCAAGAAGCACCUUCUCUUGGCACCGUCGGACGUGGCCGGGUGGGGCACCUUCAUCAAGGAGGCCGUGCAGAAGAACGAGUUCAUUUCGGAGUACUGCGGAGAGCUCAUCUCCCAGGACGAGGCUGACAGGCGAGGCAGGAUCUAUGACAAGUACAUGUCCAGCUUCCUGUUCAACCUCAACAACGACUUUGUCGUGGAUGCCACCCGCAAGGGGAACAAAAUCCGCUUUGCGAACCACUCGGUGAACCCGAAUUGCUACGCUAAAGUGGUGAUGGUCAACGGGGACCACAGAAUCGGCAUCUUCGCCAAAAGGGCUAUCCAGCAAGGAGAGGAGCUCUUCUUCGAUUACAGGUACAGCCAGGCCGACGCCCUGAAGUACGUCGGCAUCGAAAGGGAGAUCGAUGUCAUGUAACCGGCCCUCCCGCCGUGCGUCAUUCCCACUCCGUGACUGAAAUACCGGUACCCUUUCCCACAAUGCCCGGGGCCAAGGAGACCGUCACCGGCCGGAAAGCUGCGUAAUUCACACACCCUUCCGCAGCCGAUUUUGUGGUUCCUCUCUCCGUGUCGCGGUCCAGCUGUUCGGUGUCAGUCUGCCGCCGCAAGUGAAUGUGCCGAGAUGAGCUCUUGAAAUAGUCAGAUAAUCAGUACUUUUCCAGGUUCGUUGCAUAGAUGUGUCGCUUGUUGAACUUCUCGAAAGCCGACGCCUGUAGUCGCAUCUCUCCUUCCUCCUGUCGCAGCGGUCGGCAGACAUAUCGCACUUUGACCUGAGCGUGUAAAUUGCUCCGUUUUAACACUUUGUCUGCAGCGACGGCUUCUGCUCGCAGCCCAAGAACCUGUUUUUAAUGCUGCUUUUUGCCGUUCGGAUCAGUCGCCAGUUCGGCGUCUGCGGUUUCCUCGCGCCUCGGCUUCCCCGCAGGCUCCUCUGGUUCACGUGGCCCGUCAGGUGGGGUGAUACGACAUUUACCAGUAAUAACCAAAAAAAAACUCAGCCGCCUGAUAAGGUUGCGAGCUACAGGAAGGCGAGGAUGACGCUUUUUCUCCCACCUCAGCGGAUUAUUCAGUGGCUCGUGAGCUGUUCUCUCUAGCUGUCUGACACUCGCUCAAUGACACUCGAUGACAGAGUCGCUCCUCGAACAAAUCGCUCAAACCGCGUCGAGUGAUGGUAGCUGGAGUCGCACAUUGGAGUGGUGAAAUCUCGGUAAAUCACGUCGGCUGAGGACUAGAGACAUUCGAAAACCCUCCGUGUUGCAGUGGAAACUUGUGUUAGGAAAUAGUCACAUAGCGGACGGGUGGUAGCAGGUUACAGGUUCAAUCCCCCCUCCGGCUGUAGUGCCCUUGAGCACGGUACUUAGCCUGAAUUGUUCCCGUAAAAUUGCCCAGCUGUUUAACUGCGUGAGUAACAUUUUAAGUCGCUUUGGAGAAAAGUGUCAGCCGAAUGAGUAAAUGUAACUGUGGUCCCUGGUCACUGGUGGGACUAAACACAAAUUAGCGCUGAAGACCCAUCAGUCUUGAAUUAUGCAAGUGAUCAGUGUUGCUUUAUUUUCACUGAUUGAUCUGUAACGACAAUGAAUGAUUCCUCAAUAAUUCUUUUCAUUCCACAAAGCAAAUGGACAAACCUUCAGUAUGAAUCUUUUCAAGUUGUACAAGAUAUUCAGGCUGUAAUGAAGAAAAAAAAAAAACUGAUCUCCAGGCUAAGAGAAGAACAGGUCAGUCAGAGCUACAGAAUUGAAAUUUCACCGCAAAGAAAAUAUCACGGGUGUUCGGGUCCAGGGAUCUUGCUUCAGCUUCUGUCCUUGUAUGAAAUGGAUACGUUGGACGACUUGUCAGCUUAGUUCCGUGAAACCGACCAGCCGAAUGAGACCUUUUCCCCGCCGAGCCAGCAGAGUAAUUUGGGGGGAAAGGUCGUUUGAGACAGAAUGACCCACUGGAUGGGCUUGAGGCAUCAAGAGGCACCUGCUGCUGUAAAGACAUGAACUCUAAGUAUAAGUACGUUUCACUUCUUGUUGCAUCCAGUUUUGAUUUUGUAGCCAUGAAUCAUACCACGUGUUGCCAUUUUACCAGAUUUUUGCCUGCUUCAGAGCAGGUACGUUUUAAUACUUACUGAUGUCUCAGCAUUUUGAAAGAGCGUUUACUACAUGUCGUGUUCAGACUGCUGUUUAUUUUAGGAAACAUCAGGAUGCCAGUAGCUGUGACCGACCGCGACGUGUUGUUGCCAGGAUGAACCGAUUCAGUUUAAACGAAGCAAUCUCAGCACUUGCAUGACUUCUCAGACAAGUGCCGUUAAACACGAACCCGCGUAUGUAACUUUUAUUUUCCAAAAAAAUAUUAGUCUCUUUAUAAUUUCAUGGG